Molecule: messenger RNA, 740 nt
Organism: Numida meleagris (helmeted guineafowl)
Lineage: Eukaryota; Metazoa; Chordata; Aves; Galliformes; Numididae
Gene: DUSP28
Product: dual specificity phosphatase 28
Exons: 2
Coding region: 99-638 (179 amino acids)
Biological process (GO): protein dephosphorylation
Cellular component (GO): cytoplasm
Molecular function (GO): MAP kinase tyrosine/serine/threonine phosphatase activity
Source: RefSeq, a predicted model, not a curated record
ACUAGGACCUGCCUGCAUCCCUCACACUGAGCCUGCACAGAGGGACUAAAUAUAGCACAGCCAGGAGCUGUGGGCACAAGCCACAUGAGCACCCGUCCAUGCUGCUGGGAGGCGGCAGCCAGUGCGCUGCUGGUGCUGGGGACACCGCGCCCUUGGCCAGCGGAGCUGCAGUGGGCAAGGUGACCGCUUCACUGCUCAUCAGCAAUGCCAGGACAGCCUGCAACGUGGAGCUGCUCGUGCGAGAGGGGGUCACCUUCUGCGUGAAUGUCACCAGGCAGCAGCCCUUCCCUGGCCUCCAGCAGGCCCAAGGCAUGCGCGUGCCUGUUUUCGAUGACCCAGCUGAGGACCUGUACUGCUAUUUUGACCCGUGCAGCGAUGCCAUAGAAGAAGCUGUCAAGAGCGGCGGGAAGUGCCUGGUGUUCUGUAAGAACGGCCGCAGCAGAUCCGCUGCUAUCUGCACUGCUUACCUGAUGAAACACCAAAACCUCCCACUCAAGGAUGCUUUUGAGACGGUGAAGACUGCCAGGCCAGUAGCAGAACCCAAUGCAGGGUUUUGGUCUCAGCUACAGAGAUAUGAAGAAGAUUUGAAAAUACUAAAGCAGUCUGAUCUGCCGAGCAAAGGACUGAACUCAUUUUAAAACAUCUCUACACAUUGCCGUUUUUAAGCAGCUCACUGCAGCUGAAGUAGAAAAAAAAAAUGGCAGCAUAUAUCACCUAUGUAUAAAAUGCCUUACUUGCUA